CCCCCUGCUUCCUGCUGCCUGUGCUUCUUUCCUCUCCUCCAAAACCAUUCUCCAGAAUCGGAGCAGCAAAAGCAAGGAUUUUUCCUCUCCCGAAUCGGCCCGGCUCGUCCCGAUGGGCUCGCUGAUCUCCUGCCUCUCCGACCCCUGCCCCUCGGCGUCCCCACCGCCACCGCCGGCGAAGCGGCGCUCCUCCACCUCCUCCCGCGGCCGGAGCGGCGGCGGAGGCGGGAGGGACGCCGCCAAGGCCGUGGCCGUCGACGAGGAGGCGCUGGCCGCGGCGGCGGCGCUCGUGCUGGGGCAGCGGGGCGCCGGCGGCGUGGGGGCGUUCGAGCGGUCGGCGUCGGUGCGGUACGCCGCGAAGCGGCAGAGCCAGGGUCCGCCUCUGCCCAGGAGCUGCAGCACGCGCCCGCGGUCGCUCGCCGACCCCGAGCUCCAGCCGCAGCAGCUCCUCACCAAGGAUUUGAAUACUAAGGAUUUGGAAACCAACAUCAUUGUUCUUGUUCAUGGAGGUGGUUUUGGUGCUUGGUGUUGGUACAAGACUAUAUCACUUCUUGAAGACAGUGGGUUCAAAGUUAAUGCCAUCGACUUAACAGGCUCUGGGAUUCAUUCUUAUGACACGAACAAGAUUAGCAGUCUUUCAGAGUAUGCUGAACCGCUUACAUCUUACCUUAAAGGCCUAGGUGAUGCUGAAAAGGUGAUUUUGGUCGGACAUGACUUCGGUGGCGCUUGUAUAUCCUAUGCAAUGGAGAUGUUCCCAUCCAAAAUCGCCAAGGCUGUUUUCCUCUGCGCAGCAAUGCUGACAAACGGGCAUAGUGCCCUUGAUAUGUUCCAACAGCAGAUGGACACAAAUGGCACACUCCAGAAGGCGCAGGAAUUCGUCUACUCCAAUGGCAAGGACCGGCCUCCGACCGCUAUCAAAAUCGACAAGGCCUUGCUGAGAGACUUGCUGUUCAACCAAAGCCCUUCCAAGGACGUGUCGCUGGCCUCGGUGUCCAUGAGGCCCAUCCCCUUCGCCCCGGUUCUGGAGAGGCUCGUGUUAGCCGCCGAGAACUACGGCUCUGUGCGGCGGUUCUACGUGGAGACCACGGAGGACAACGCGAUCCCGCUCGCCCUGCAGCAGAGCAUGUGCGGCGCCAACCCGCCGGAGAAGGUGCUGCGGCUGAAGGGGGCGGACCACGCGCCCUUCUUCUCCAAGCCGCAGGCGCUGCACAAAGUCCUGGUGGAGGUCGCCGCCAUGCCGCCGGUCCAGGCGUCGUGACAGCAAGUCUUUUUUCCUUAUGGUUUCGGCAUCUUGCCAGCCGGUGAGCCUGCAUGCAUGGCUGCUGUACAUGCUGAGGAUGGUAUGGUUUUGGAAAUCGCUAUACAGGAUGUGGGAUUUCGCCAUGAUCUCGACGAUGGCAUCCAUCCAUUAGUGCACUGGCAUCCUUCCAUAUUGGGUCACUAUCACUACUGAUGCCUGUUUAGAACAGGUCUGGAACGGUGGAAUUUCACAAGAGUUGUACUGAUGUGAAAUCUCACAUUUCAAAUAGGGCCUUUACUAUUAAGGCACGCGUAAUUCUAGUACAGCUUAAAGGAUCAAAAUGAAAAGAAAGAGUUGCUUUUUCUUUCACACAUGGAAAAAUAUGAAUUGGAUUAAGAAUAAUCUUCAUCGUAUGGACUGGAUAAAUAGCACUACCCUUGCAUACUUCUGGUUUCUCACGCUGCCAAGGCGGCAGAAACGGCCGGUUGGAAACAUUUUUUUAAGCCACACUCAACGAUUUGUAAGACCUGCUUCAACAAUUUUUUAUAAAAUGUUCAACAUUCUGUAAGAUCUACUUCAACAAUUUGUGAUAACAUACUAUAUAGUAGCAACUCACAAAAUCAAUAGUUCAUCAACUUCCAUAGCACAUUAUAGCACCG
Phragmites australis (common reed) is the source of this 1899-nucleotide messenger RNA. Its product is annotated as putative methylesterase 11, chloroplastic. Bases 113 to 1258 code for a protein of 381 amino acids. Gene Ontology annotation, molecular function: methyl jasmonate esterase activity; methyl indole-3-acetate esterase activity. NCBI's taxonomy places the organism in Eukaryota, Viridiplantae, Streptophyta, Magnoliopsida, Poales, Poaceae. The record is from RefSeq and is a predicted model, not a curated record. The transcript has 5 exons.